This is a messenger RNA of Achroia grisella, 588 nucleotides long. RefSeq lists its product as uncharacterized. The coding region runs from base 1 to 588 and encodes 195 amino acids. The record is from RefSeq and is a predicted model, not a curated record. The transcript has a single exon. Lineage: Eukaryota; Metazoa; Arthropoda; Insecta; Lepidoptera; Pyralidae.
AUGGAUACAGAGACUAAAAAACUCAAAAACAAAAAACCGACACAGGCUGCGUCCUCGAAUGCGCCAAACCAACAACCAGAAAAGGCUGCGUCCCAAGAUGCGCCAAAACGACCACCACUGCCCAAGGCCGCGUCCUUCGACGCCCAAGGGCAAGCCACAAACAAAGCUGCGCCAAGCAAAGCUGCGUCCAAGGAUUUGUUGAGGAAGGCUACCGACCGGGAUGCGCCUGACCAGGCUGCGUCCAGAAACGUACCUUCCAAGGCAACCAAGGAUGCGCCGAGCAAAGCUGCGUCACAAGAUCCGACAAGGAGGACUGUCGAAUGGAAUGCGCCAACUCAGGCUGCGUCCCGUGACACACCGUCCAUGUCGGUAAAAGAUGCGGUGAAAAAGGCUGUGUCUGAGGACACGUUGAGGAAGGGCACUGAGCGGAAUGCGCCAACCCAGGCUGCGUCCCGUAAAGUGCCUCCAGCGUUGGCCUUAGAUGCGCCUCCAAAGGCAACUCCUAACCCUCCGCCAAAGACAGGCGCUGCUAUGGGGGAACCAAGGACAAGCGCACUCCGAAUGCGCCCAACAGGGCUGCGUCAGUGA